Messenger RNA from Spirometra erinaceieuropaei, 5723 nucleotides. NCBI's taxonomy places the organism in Eukaryota, Metazoa, Platyhelminthes, Cestoda, Diphyllobothriidea, Diphyllobothriidae. The record is from the annotation of a GenBank genome assembly.
AUGCUACGCAAGUCGCCGCGCCUACUGCAGCUUGCUGUGGACGAUUUUGAAGGUCUCACAGACUGCGCAUCAAUUUCCCGACUGGCCUUUGUUUUGCCUUGUGCGAGGCAGAGCUUUCUGGAGCAAGAGACGGGGUCUAAAAGUGGCAAUCAACAAAUGAAUGACACAAACUUGUGUAAGCGACAGGAAGAAGCCCGUGGAGGUUGUGCCGACUGGACUGAAGGGGAGAACGUGCGAAGUACGCAAACUGGUUAUUGACUACUGAGAAAUGUAUUGUUGCAAUUAUUGUAGGCCUAAAUAAUCCUUGAGAUCUCAGUUAUUCCGAACAACGCGCACUGUCACGGUUAGGGAAUACACUUUGAUCAGGUCUUUCGAGCUUCUUUGGGUGAAAACGUGUACUACAACUCAAUGACAAAUUGUGAGAGCACUUUGAGACUAGAAGAUGCAAUAAACAGAAAGGGCAUAGGAUUUUUAAUUUGAUUAUUUAUUAAGCCUCUGGAAAUUAACGAGUCAAUGGACGGUAGAGUUGUGGGAACGGGACUUGUGAGGUCCGGCCAUUGUUUUUGCAAAUGCCUGAGGUAACAACGCGCACUGGCGCAUAAAAAUGAACAGGAAUAUGCAGUGCAGAAUGCGAAUGCUAUCAUUCCCUUUUAGAUAUGUCCUGCUCUUCUAUCAAAAGGCCUGUGACUUUUGCUUCGUUUUCUUGACCCGGUGUCGAGUUAAGCGUAUCAUCCAACACUAGCAAGAUAGGCGUGGGAAGUGAGGUCAAAAAGUAAUAAGUCGUUUGCCCAGAGCGAGGAUUCUGCUUCAGUCAAGAGUACGGAUUGGCCGUGGUUGGGAAGUGCUGCGCAUACUUACGGUGACUCCGUUUUAUGGAUUCUUGUCCUUCAGUAUUUUUGCACUGAUAAUUAGGCCUUUUUCGUGGUAAUAUGGUUAAAAAUGUCAAUUUUUAAUCAAGCACCGACUUUUUCACUAAUCGUUUUGUUUUAUCCACUAACACACUUAGGGAAUUAUCCAAAUUUUGUAAUUGAAAACAUCAUUGAGUCAUCAUUGACAAUAGCGCAAAAUAUUUUGCAAUGGUAACGGUUAUUUCAUGCCUUACCCGAUCAACCGAUGUCAAUGAAGGCCGCUUGAAGUCUCCAGUAGUUUUUUGAACCCGUCAGACGUCCGUAAAUACUAAAUUCCGACGAAACCAGCGUACUUAAAUCUUCCAAGUGCGAUUGAUUAAUGAGCGUUUGCUAAAACCAUAAUGUGCAAUUGGUGGCAAUGUUUGAUGCCAAUCUUAGGUGUCAGGCGAAUCUUCAGACAGCCCUUUUUCCUUUAGGCUUACUGGAGUAGUAACAUGCUAAGCUGUGCAAUAUUAAACACUGGAAAAUGCGGUUUUUGAAUUUUGCUCUGAAUAUUUAAAAAACGAGUUAUCAAGUCCUUCGGGACAAUAAUUUAUUUGCUUUUGAAGUUAAGACAGAAGGAAUGUGAAGCCCCUGGAAAACAGGUAGUCUCCCGACCUCAAACCUAGAAUCAACCAUUUUCCUAAUUCUUACCUUAACUAUAACCUUAACCAAACCCUAAUCGCAACCUUAACUUUUAUCUCCCUGGAGGUUAGUGCAGAGGCAGCAGUGUUACCCAAAAGAAGUCCCUUUUCCUGUUUCAUGUCUCAUGUGAAUUCUCCACUCGAGGCUGUCAUAACCAUUCUGAAGUAUACCAAGUUUACUUUCAGUCCUUCUUCUGAAAGAAACCCAUGUUUCUACUGGGAGACACGUUUUGCAGUCAGCAUGUUCACUCUAAAAGAAAGAUGUUUUCCAAACUCGCAAAGAUAAUUUGGAGGACAUUUUCUAUGCUGUGUGCUGCACUAAUGUGCUAUUAUAACAGUAAGCCGCGAAAACAUUCACUCUUUUCACAUUCGCACGUUAUGCAUGAGAGGUCUAAUUGGCGAUAAUCUGUUUUGGUAAUUCGCCAUAAGAUCACUACAAUUAGGUGAAGAAUGAGCUUGUGAUUGGUGUGCUGGCAGCCAGCAGAUUACUCGAAACGCCUACGCAAAAAGCGUACUGACAUCGACCCAGGAAGUAGCUAUUCGACUAUUGGGCCCAGCUCUUUGUUCUCUGAUGAAGUUGGUGUAAGCGCUCUACCUUCCGUGGCCAAUGCCGAGCCCAGGAAAUGCUCUCACGACGCUCCAAACUCCGAAUGACGGUCAUCCUUGUUUAAUACAGAGGUCGCUCACAUCCUACCUCCAUCCCACCCCAGUCCCACUCACCUCGACACGCCGACCGGCACACUAAUUCGGUUGCUUUUAAAUUAUCCAGCUCCAACCGGCACCCACCCUGAAUUCCAUCCAGCUUCCUCCUGCUCCUGCAUAACGUUCUCGAUGGCACAGCGCCCGUUCACCUAAUUUGCAUCCAGGAAAAUGCUUGGUCAUUUAGUUUCAGUAAUGCUUUGAAGUUUGUUGCAUAGGAGAUGGGGGGGGGGUCUUUUCUCUAUCCAACGAUUUCUAACUCACCAAUAGCUGGCGGUGAGUAUUUGGACUAGUGGUCUGCAGACAAAUGCCAUAAAAGUAAUUUAGCAUUAUAAUUUUCGCCAAGUAUAUCGCCUAGACCCACAGGACUACACCAUUUCGCCGUUCAUAUAGGCUAUACAAAGUCGAUAGGCUGUGUGUUCCGCGCUAAUCAACAGUCACAAACAGGAAGUCUAGAAACACUCAGUCUUUGAAACGUACAUAAGAUGGAGUUGUGUCUGGGAUGGUGUUUGCCAUUUCAUUUUCAGAUAACUCAGCAGAGGUGUCUUUAACGGUCUGCUGGAGGUGCGAAUUAACAAAUUACUUGUUAUAAUACGCAAAUGAGAAUUUUAUUUUCCAUUGAGGCUGCGUUUACCUGAGUCCAAAGAGCCGAGCGGUAUCCAUAAAGACUACAUCGCCUAAAUUGAACGUGUUCAACUGUGUAUCAGUUGUUGCCGGUUAAGGUGACGGUCCACGCGUGUCAAAAAGCACCUUUCGUUUGCCCGCAUAAGAACCGAACUCAUAAUAAGGACCGCUAGUUUGAUCGGUAUAGGUACUGUGUGCGUUACUGUUCCACUUUGCAGGUUACUUUCGAAAAGGAAGUAGAAAAAACUUUGAAAAACAAAAGUCAGCUCCUUCAUUGAGGUAAAUAAGAAGGGACAGUGCAGAGCUUGGCUUUCAGAGACAGCGCAUAUUGGAUAUCGGUAGUAACAAUUGGAGGUCGUAUCACCAGAAGAAUAAGUCCAUUAACACACAGCCCAAUGAAUAUCAACGGCAGCUAAUACUUCUUUCAUGCCAUCAACUAUUGUAAAUAAGAUCUUAGAAUAGACUAUGAAAAAGUGUAAGCCUUACCUAAUAAGAUAUCAUUAUUACAGACAGGUUACAGUUGAGACUCCUGUGAUGUAUUAUCUCGCGACUAAAUGCUAGAUGUAAAAAUUCUAAUUGUUUCAAAACCCGAAUUUACGUAGUACAGAAAAGUCACUUUUAUGAAUCCACGUUAUUAAGGGCUAUUCACUUCCGUAAAUAGAGCCCGUCAUGCACUAUCUGUUUAAACAGAGUGCUCAGGAAGUUUGCCAUCGUAUUAUGGCAAUUACCUAGACGACUGUGUUGACUGAAGUGCCGGUACUCUUGCCCAAUGGAGAUCAGCUUCAGAUAACGUUUUUUGACUGCAGUUACUUUCAAAAAAGCCCACUGAGAAAUAUUCCCUCUAAUGACUUUAUGUUCAUACUUUGUUUCACGGAUAACAUUUACAAAAUAAAGCCGGAAUUCCGGUAGGCAGGAAGUAUAUGGAACGGAUAUUCGGUGGUGCUGAUUGCUUGUUCUAAUUAAGUGAGCUGCGCUUCUGUUUGCACCCAGGUUGUAGCUGCCUCGUGCGGAAUGUCAAGCAGAUGUUGAAGGAAGUUGAAGUUACAAAAUAGUCCCAGCAUUUAGAACAUUCUAGGUCCUCUGUUGAGAGUUCAUUUUAGCUGGAAAUUCAAGCCCAUGCUGUGACAAUUUCUAACCCGCUUAACUUAUGUUCUUUUGAAAUGCACAAUAAAGGAUUUCCACGUUCUGUUGGAAUCUACACUUGAUAAGUAUCUCCCCGUUAAACUUUUCAGCUGCAAAAACGGUCACUGAUUGACCAAGCUACCUCGGAGUGUACUACUGUGGGCGACGGUAGGGUAAAGGACCCUAUUUGACUGUCGGUGGACUGUGCAUCAUGUUAUUUGAGGUUUGUUUUGGCACUCAUUUGUAGGCCGUGGCGGACAAUAAACUUGCGGCAGCAUUUAUUUUCCAUGACAUCAAUACAUUACUCAAAUCGCGUUGUUUUUUGUAAGUUCGCUUUUUCGCUUAUUUUUCUAAUCAAAGCCCUGAUUUCCGUUACCGAUAUUAAGAUAGUCAGAUGAAAGACGAACAGGCAUAAAGCCAUUUAUUUUUCCAUAAAAUUCAUCCACGAUAAUUCUCAUAAAACUCGCAUUUGCAAAAUGGGUGUUAACGUUUUGGGGUUUGGAAUUAUAAUCUAUGAAAGUUAAUGAAGAUUGAACUGUGUGAGUAGUAGAAGUCAAAAUCCGUUAAUUACACUCGAAGCGAAUAAAGCUCGCCCCCUACACUGUACCCACACGAUGCGGUCUCUUCUAAAGAACACAUACUAAUGCAUUAAAUGUAAGGCCGCUUCUCGUGCCUCAGCAGACAUGAACGUUAACGAAUGCCUUCCAGUUAGACCUCUGCACUUUAGGGUGUUUUUUUGCGAAUCAUUGUGCUCGACCAAUUGUAUUUUAGAGGACAAUAUGCGUCCAGUUAAUGGACACCAUACAGUCUGUAGAACAUGCAACGUGCUACUUUCCUUUCACCACUGGGGAUCCUGAGGCGACAUCUGAUCGUUUAAAAGGGAUCCAGUUCCACGACUUUUAACUCUUCGUACCCACGCAGACAAAACCUAACUCGACUUGUGCGUGGAUAUAUUUUUCAGAAUGAGAAUUCUGUACCAUCGGGGACUGUUGAAGAUAACAUUUUAAAGCCAGCCACUAGACAGCAAAGAGGUCAGUUCACAUAGAGGACAAGGAUGGACAGGUUUACGUUAUUCUAUGCACAAGGAUUUAUUGUAUCAUACUUUGCAAAACGUUAUUUGGUAACGGGAGGGUGUAGGACCCCCGUAGCCAACAUUAAAAUUCCACGUGACUGCAAAUAUCACCUCUUACUCGCAGUUCUUACUUGUUGACAUUUCCUUGACUUCCUAAAUGCAUUUAAAUUUUCGGCCGCGGCUUAUUAAAAAUAGGUUAUUUUUAGAAAAUCGCCAUCAGUCCGUUUUUUUAAAUGUCGCACUCACUUUCAUUGCUGUUCGGCAGCAUGCAAUAAGACUUUCGGUAAAAAAUUUGCUUAUGUUCUGUGGCUUUUAGCAUUCCGCCUGCUCUUUGUUCUGCGCGGUGCCCCAUCCGUAAAACCUCUAUCACCAUACAAUGUAAGAUACGGUUCACAGGCUUCCUCAAGUAAGUUGGGGCCCUACGCCCUACCGUUGCCUUUACUCAAUUUCAACCAUUUUGACGUCUUCGAAGAUUUUGGCUUUUCUACAAAAAUUGGUAUUUCUGGGCAAAGUAUUAUUACCUUUCUUAUUUCUUUUAUUUCGUCAAUUCCUUUAUAGAUGGGAUUCAUAAAUACAGACACUGAGUUCAGUCGUUUUGGAAUGAUUAACAACCACACUACAUAUGAUAAGCCGCCUAUUGUAAUUCCAGAACCGAUGACUAACGAGCUGCCAUAA